AUGGAAGCCAGUAAAAGUUUAACUCCAAAUCCUCACGUUUCCACAAUUAUUAAAGUAAACGAAUCCAGCAACUGCAAAAACUGCAUAAAAAGCAUAUAUUUUUCAAAAAUCACACAAAUUCUAUAUAUUCUGCUGAUCAUUGCAUGUCUCUUUACUACAGUAUGGAUCAUUAUUGAAUACGGGCAUUUUCAAGGUACAAUUUAAAUAGAUCCUUUAUGGUUUGUUAUACUUGAAUGAGUUAUUGCAGUUGCUGUUAUGUUGGAGCUAAUAGCAAGAUUAUAUAUAUUUGGCUGUGCAUGGUUUUUCAAGACAUGGAUUAAUAUCAUAGAUCUCAUUUUAACAGUGGCUUCGUCUAUAGCUAUCGUCAUAACAUUUUAUGUGGAUUUUGAAAGAGAAGACGACUUGCCAGGAGUUGCAGGCAACAUUAUUUUAGCUGUAAGAAACUUUGUUACUUUAAUUAGGGUUAUCAUGUUCAUUAAAAGACUGAGAAAUGCAGGAGUCAAAAGUGUUCAUAUUGACAGCUUACACAGUGGAGAAUCCAACUCUCCCCUAAUCCCUUCAAAAUCUUAA
Molecule: messenger RNA, 570 nt
Organism: Blepharisma stoltei
Lineage: Eukaryota; Ciliophora; Heterotrichea; Heterotrichida; Blepharismidae
Source: the annotation of a GenBank genome assembly